Vitis vinifera (wine grape) is the source of this 2293-nucleotide messenger RNA. RefSeq names its product NAC domain-containing protein 53. NCBI's taxonomy places the organism in Eukaryota, Viridiplantae, Streptophyta, Magnoliopsida, Vitales, Vitaceae. The transcript is spliced from 6 exons. Bases 195 to 1874 code for a protein of 559 amino acids. Gene Ontology annotation, biological process: regulation of DNA-templated transcription. The record is from RefSeq and is a predicted model, not a curated record. Gene Ontology annotation, molecular function: DNA binding.
GCCCUUCUCACUUUCCCGGAAACAUCUUAAUAUAUUUGUCGUGCGCCUGAGCCAACGAUACAUUUCCCAGGAACGACUUGACCAAAUGGCCUACCCAGUCCUUUUCUGCUUUCGAUCAAAACCCUAACCCUAAUUUUAUUUAUUACUCUAUUCAAAAUCCGUCUUUCAGUUCAAUUCUUGAAGAUCCGUCUGUUAUGGGACGUGAAUCAGCGGCAUCCUUGGCUCCGGGUUUCCGAUUUCACCCCACCGAUGAGGAACUUGUGUGGUACUACCUCAAGCGCAAGGUCUGUGGCAAGCUCUUCCGAUUCGACACAAUCUCCGAAAUCGACAUCUACAAGUCCGAGCCUUGGGACCUCCCAGGUCAGUCCAAGCUGAAGAGUAGGGACCUGGAAUGGUAUUUCUUCAGUGUGCUGGACAAGAAGUAUGGGAACGGGUCGAGGACGAAUCGCGCCACGGACAGAGGGUACUGGAAGACCACGGGCAAGGACCGGGAGGUUCGUCACAGAGCCCGAACCGUUGGGAUGAAGAAAACCCUUGUGUAUCACAGUGGGCGAGCUCCUCGUGGGGAGCGGACUAAUUGGGUGAUGCAUGAGUACAGGCUUAUGGAUGAAGAAUUGAAGAAAACAGGCGUGGCGCAGGAUGCAUUUGUAUUGUGUCGAAUCUUUCAAAAGAGUGGCUCAGGUCCAAAGAAUGGUGAGCAGUAUGGGGCGCCGUUCGUUGAGGAGGAGUGGGAUGAGGAUGAGGAUGUGGUGGUUUUUGUUCCAGGUGAGUUGGCUGCAGAAGAAGUUGUAGCUGGUCAUGAACCCUCUGAUGAAGCUGUUGAUCUUGAGAAGUGUCUUGACAUAGGUCUUCCUCCUGAAAAUGAUCCUCUUCCAUUGAAUUUCUAUUAUGGAGAUUGCAGCAAGUAUGCUGAGGAUUCCAGGGUAUUUAAUGAAAAUGAACAAAAGCCCUUCAUAGGUAUGGAGGAAAAUCAUUGUGGUUCGGAGCUGCCUAAUGACCAGAAGAUUUUUGAUCUAUCAGAGCAGUAUGAGGUGGAUGCAAAAUCAGUCAAAGAUGAAUAUUAUGUUGAACAAAGCAAUGAUGUGAAUUCCGUGGAAGUUGAUUACUUACUUGAUGAACCGUACCUGGAUGCUUCUGAAAACCUUGCAUUUGAGGAUGGAUUUUUCCUGGAAACUGAUGAUCUCUCAAACCCUGUUGAGACAGAUCCUUCAGGUUUUGACAUUGAUGAGUACCUUGCAUUCCUUGAUGCCGAUGGUGAUAACUUACAGCAAAUGGCUUUUGGUUCUUUUGAAAUGAUGGGAAGUGAAAACCCUCUGUCUGACCUUGCACCACUUGAUCAAGAGCCUGUGAAUGGAGGAGCUGAGAAACUGCCUAUUGGGAGUCAGCAGCUCUCAGAAGCAUAUGGUGACAGUGGUGCAUCCUCUUCAAAGAAAAAUCCCGAGGCUACAGAAUUUGAAUCCGAUAUCCCAUAUCCAUUCAUCAAACAGGCAAGCUAUCAGUUGUUGGGUGGUAUCCCUGCUCCUUUUGCAUCUGCUUCGGAUGCCCCUACAAAAGAUGUAGCUCUUCGGUUGAACUCAGCCAUGCAAUCUUCUAGUUCAGUUCAUCUCACUGCUGGAAUGAUCCAAAUAAGAGACACGACUUUGAGUGGCAAUGGGGUAGACUGGUCAUAUGGUAAAUCGGGGAAUAUAAAUUUCAUGCUUUCUUUUGGCUUGCCACAGGGUGAGACGAAUUCUGCAAGUUUGGAACCAAUAGCUAGCUUGAUGUCAGGCAAGGCAGGACCAGUAAUAUCCCGGGCUGGGUUCUACCUUAUAUUCAUUUGGGUGCUGAUCCUUUCAGUGAGUUAUAAAAUUGGGACAUGCAUUUGUAGCAGGUAAGACCCUUGAUCCAUAGGAUGGUUGGUUGCCCAUAACAUACCCACAAACAGUAUUCUGGGUUAAAAAGAAAUACAGGCAGGUAGUUGAGGGAUAAUAACCUUUUAUGGUCCCUUCUACAUAACAGCACGCUGCUGUGGCACUGUUAUUAGUUUAUUUUUUAUAUAUGUUACCUACCAAACUGAUACUUUGGUGUUCUCUCGACUCUUUGGUUUUGUUGGACUUGUAAUCGCAGCCUAACUUCUUACAUUCUAUAUGGUCACCUUUUUAUUGAAACAUAGCAAACACACUCACAGUCCCUCUACUUUCAUCGGAGUUUGAGAUCCCUACAUCCUGUGGAAAAUUAGAAAGGAAUGUAAAGCUCAAACAUUCCUGUAACCUGUCAUGAUGUAAUGUCAUUUUUUUCUUUCUUUAUUUGGGAA